AGCUCGACGAGAUGUCCAACGGCUCGGAGCUGCAGAACUCGCUCGCCGAGAAGACGGGGCAGCGCUCGGUGCCCAACAUCUUCAUCAACGGCACCCACGUCGGCGGCUGCGACGACUUCUUCGCCAAGCAGAAGAGCGGCGAGAUCGAGAAGCUGCUCAAGCAGUAGAGGAUGGAGGGAAUGACGAUGGUGUCUGAUACCGAUGUCUGCGUGAAGAGUGAGGUGGCCAUCUUGUGGCCGGCCCCCUCACAUGUUACACUGGCGCUCUUGCCAGCCGGGCGAGGCGUACGCCUCGGGCUCACAGUCGCAAGUCCGCCACGCCGGGCAGCGCCAUUUGCGCGUGUGAGGAGAGUUCCAGCCUAUCCUGCGACGCCCUUCUGGUGUGGCGUCGCCUGCUUGCUCACCGUCCGGCUUGCACCGGCAGAACAAGGCGAGAGUGCGCGUGUUGCCUUGCCAUCGGAUGUCACGUUCCUUUCGUCGUCUCCCUUCCCUCGCUGGCUGAGGCCCGCAUCCAUCGCGUCCCUACGGGACAGCGAGCCAGCGUGUCGGGCAAGAUGCUGCCCUGGCUCGAGUCACCCCCAACGCCGCUUUGCCGUUCACAUCGGGCGCAUCGCAUCGACUCUGACUCUGACUCUAUCGGCCCCAUGCCUCGGGCUGGCCGCAGUCACUUGGCACUAUGCCUGUGAAGCCCGCAGUAACGCGCUGUGACUCUCUCUUCACAACCAUCGCUCCAACCAUCGCUCCUCUCGAGACAGAGCCUCUCUCACGCUGAGAACGACGCGCGUGAGUUGUCGCGCAGGAAGUGCAGCCAAAGUCAUGAGUGGCUGUCUCUCGCACCCGGCGGACAAGCAAGGCUUGGUCAAGCAGGACCAGGAAGAUAGCGCAAGGCGCCGCUAUGCACAGGCCUGCGUGACGGGAAA
Molecule: messenger RNA, 919 nt
Organism: Tilletiopsis washingtonensis
Lineage: Eukaryota; Fungi; Basidiomycota; Exobasidiomycetes; Entylomatales
Exons: 1
Coding region: 171-707 (178 amino acids)
Source: RefSeq, a predicted model, not a curated record